Molecule: messenger RNA, 1602 nt
Organism: Fusarium venenatum
Lineage: Eukaryota; Fungi; Ascomycota; Sordariomycetes; Hypocreales; Nectriaceae
Source: RefSeq, a predicted model, not a curated record
AUGAUGGCUACCACCAACAAUCAGACACCGUUACUCCGCUGCGAGUCGCCACCUCCAGACGCCCUGCCAACACCAGCCCUCGGCGCAUGCCCGGAACUCUCUCGCUGCUUGUCGACAACGUCCUCUUGGUCUCAUGGCAGUAACGAUGCCAACUCUCGGGAUUCACUCGGCAUCGAAAACUACAACCGUCACUCCACCGGCAAUCUCGACAUCAACAGCAUGAAGCAGCGCCGAGAUGUAUCGACUUCGAGACACUCCAGCUACAACCUAGAUGGUCGAAGCCGUCGUCGUGGCUACAUGCGGCCACAAGGAACAGAUUUCGCCGAGAGUGCACGAUCUCGUGAGAGUGUCAUGAGUCUCGGCAGCAUCGCACAUCUGCAGUACUACUUUGCCAGAACAGGCCUACUUGAUGGCAAGGGUGGCCAACUGGCCAGGAAGAAGCAGCGACGUGCAACCCUCGAUCUCUCAUCCUUGGAUACCAACACAGGCUCAUUACCCAACAUUGUCGGUUCAGAUGUAGAUUCCUAUGCGUCCACCAGUAGCAGCCCAGACUUUAACUCGCAGGGAUUUGGCAAUGACAUCGUCGAAUCCCCCACAACCGAAGAUAUGGAGGAGUUUUUCGAUGAUACCUUCAGUGAUGUUGGAGGACACAUGCUCCCCCCAACUGUGAGCACCUACCAUCACCGAGAAAAUAUAGUCCCGAAGCCGCCUACUAUUAUGGAGCUCAAGUCGGAACUCGAGCAAGCGCUGGGUGAUGCAAAGGAUGCUUUGGACGAAGUAGAGGCACGAAGAGCCGGCACUUGGGAGACACCGGCUGAUGCCCCUGAAUAUCCCAACAUGCCAAAGGAGCAUACCCAGGGGUGGUUUGAGCUCCAGGGAAUGCACAUUCUGGAUGUCGUGACACUAGCAAUUCGUGCGGCAAAGAUGUACUACACAGCUCAUGAGCUGCCCGACCGCCUUGACUCUAUUAAACCCGAGAAGCAGGUCAGGGCGGACCUUUUGGCUGUGAUGGAAACUCUGAGACAGAUGGCCACUAGGAACUUCAAGGAAGGCAUGAGGGAUGAAGAAAUCAAGACGAUGACUAUCUGGAUUGACAGUGUGUUUGACAUCUUGAAGCAGGAGCAAGAGAUUGAGGAUGCUGAGAUUGCUGAGCGGGAUGGAUGGAUCUGGGCCAAGGGCGAUUGGACUGGCCGUGAGUUGGAGCGAGAGCGACAGUUCCUCUUGUCCAUGGACACCACUUCUGAGCCCUUGCCUGAAUGGGAGCCCAUGUCAGCUACAGAUGAGAAGCCCACGCCUUUUCUUGAAGCCAUGCAGGACGGUGUUCGACUUAUCAAGCUGCACAACGCCGUUGUACACAAAUCACGGCGACGAUUUGGUUCUAUCGGAUCAUACCAUAGCGAUACCCAGAAACCCUACCGCUGUGCCGACAACCUGCGUUACUGGGUCAAGGCGGCCGAACUGCGCUUUGAGGUUAUGCUCAAGGUUGAUGUUUUGGCUGUUCAGUACAACACAUCACCCCAGGCCUGGGUAGACUUCGAGACUGCUAUCCUCAAGUGGUCUCGCCACGUUCGCGAUGAGGUUACCCGCGAGUUGGCGCUAUAG